AUUUUAUAAACAAAAUUCACAUUUUAUUUGUUAUUUAAUUUAUUUAAUAAUAAUAAUAAUUGUUUGGAUUUAGUUUUGUUUGUCUCGAAAUUUUGUUGAUCUAAUUGUUUAACUUAUUGUCUUCUUCUUCAGCAAUGAUCAGAUCAGUUGUCGUCUCUGGAUGUCUACGACAACGACGUGUGUCUCAAUUGAGGACCAAAUGUUUGACAAAAAACCUAUUAAUCUGUCGCCAACUUUUGAGCACUUCUUCAUCGGACGACAAAUCUACUGAAGAAUCGGUCACUAAUGAACUCUUGAAGAAUGAUAUGAUGAAGAAGAAAUCAAGUCCUCAACAGUCGACAACAACAGCUAAUGACGAUCCGAUUCAGUCUUUUGCCAAAGCGUUUGAAAAGUUUACUCAAAUGUCCAAAGAGUCGGACAAACGACGAACAAAUGUGACGACAACUGAACCGUCGGAACCGUUUCCUACACUUCUUCGAUAUUCACCAUUCAUUCAGAUGGGAGAUCCCGAAGGAAAGGUAGUUAUCGGUCGUAUUGUUGAUGUCGUCGAAGACGAUCUUUACAUUGACUUUGGAGGCAAAUUCAAUGGUGUCUGCAAACGACCCAAAGUUAAUCCCAAUUAUUAUGUCAGAGAAGCCAAAGUUAAAAUUCGUAUCAACGACUUGGAAAUAUCCGACAGAUUUUUGGGAUCAACUAAAGAUAUGACUUUAUUGGAAGCAGAUAUCACACUAUUAGGUCACGUUUGGUCACCGGCAGCGACAAUGAAUCAGCUAAAGAGUGACCAAUUAAGUGGAGACAUCAUUUAA
Messenger RNA from Oppia nitens, 806 nucleotides. RefSeq names its product 28S ribosomal protein S28, mitochondrial-like (gene mRpS28). Bases 135 to 806 code for a protein of 223 amino acids. NCBI's taxonomy places the organism in Eukaryota, Metazoa, Arthropoda, Arachnida, Sarcoptiformes, Oppiidae. The record is from RefSeq and is a predicted model, not a curated record. The transcript is spliced from 2 exons. Gene Ontology annotation, cellular component: mitochondrial small ribosomal subunit.